AUCCCAAUACAUCAAAAAGGCGCCUCCUUAACUCACCUGGAUAUCUCCAAAAUCCAUAUCAGUAGGGAGAUUAUACGCUCCGAUGCGUCUUCUAUCUUUGAGGUGGAUCUGGACGGAAAAAAAUAUACACUGAAGGUUUUCCACGACAAUGGCGACCCUGGAUAUGCCGAAAAUGGCCGUGAUUUAAAUCGAUUUCGAUGCGAAUCCAAUGCAUAUGAGAAGCUCCGAGCUUCUGGUGUCUGUACCCACGGUUUUAUCCCAGAAUUCCACGGCUAUAUCGAUCGAAUAGAUCCCGUGGCAUUCAGUCCUACCUUACAACAUUUCGCCCACGACAAGCUAAAGCCGAAAGCAAUAAUACUAGAGUACCUCCCAAAUGCCGAGAGUCUGAACUGCGUGAACUACUCGGAUACACUCUAUCCCCAGGCAAUUGAGGGUAUGAAGGAGAUACAUAGGGCGGGCGUUCACCACCGAGACAUCUACCCUAAAAACCUUCUCCUCGUCCGUGGAACCCCCGACAGGCUGGUCUGGAUUGACUUUGAUGUUGCAACAACUUUUACCAAUCUUGGUCCUGAAGAAUUGGACCUCUGUGAGUACGAGAUUGCGCUUGUGAAGGGAUUUGGGGAAGCACUAAGAGAUGACCAGGCCGAGGGACUCCCACCGAAUACAAAAUUUUACUAA
Messenger RNA from Penicillium coprophilum, 678 nucleotides. RefSeq lists its product as uncharacterized. The transcript has 2 exons. Gene Ontology annotation, molecular function: protein kinase activity; ATP binding. The record is from RefSeq and is a predicted model, not a curated record. Gene Ontology annotation, biological process: protein phosphorylation. The annotation marks the transcript as partial. Lineage: Eukaryota; Fungi; Ascomycota; Eurotiomycetes; Eurotiales; Aspergillaceae.